AUGGUUGUAACUAGGAAAACUCCCAAGAAAGCAACUACCCGAAGUGUAACAAGGGCAGCAAAGCAAGAAAAGGCAGCCGCUGAAGCAGCAGCUACUACAAAAGUAGAUUAUAAUGUUACAUAUUCAUCAGGAGUAGAAGCGGAUGGAGAUGUUAUUAUGACACCUCAAGUUGAAUUUGCUCCAUUAAAUCUUAAUACUGUUAUUAAAAGAUUUAAGAAUCCACAUUAUCGACCACCAAGAAAAUUUAAAAAUGUUAAACAAAUGUUGGUUGCUGAAAGAAGGGAGAAUAUGCCUCUAGACAUACCGACAUAUUCAAAUAUAGAGGCACCACCUUCAAUAAUACCACAAAAAAAAUAUUGUGAUAUUACAGGAUUGGAGGCAAAAUAUACGGAUCCAAAGACCCGACUUAGAUAUCAUUCUGCUGAGGUUUAUAAAGAAAUCAAACAAUUGGCUCCAGGUGUUGUUCAGGAUUAUCUUGGAUUAAGGCAUGCAGCAGUUGUAUUAAGAUAA
Diversispora eburnea is the source of this 510-nucleotide messenger RNA. The record is from the annotation of a GenBank genome assembly. Lineage: Eukaryota; Fungi; Glomeromycota; Glomeromycetes; Diversisporales; Diversisporaceae.